AUGUUCCGCGACGAGAGCAAAGAAGUAGUACGAAAGGCAGCGGGGUCAAAGAAGACCGAGCGAGCGCCUCGCACUGUAUCCCCAGAAGGGAAGACCGGGGCUGUUGUUGUGGAGCCGGAAUUCAACUUCAAUGUUCUCCGACGAUUGGGGAGUCUCCCGGUGGAAGUUCAACCAUCGCAGGAUGUGGAGACGACGAAGUAUGAGGCGAUUUGUUAUUUCAUGCGGUCGAAUGCUAUUCCUGGUUCUUUCUGGACCAGUGAUCUCGUCUCUAGGUUCCUCUUGCAGUCUGGGGGUCCGGCGAGUCAGAGGGCUAUGCAAGCCAGUGUGGUUGCUACUGCGACCGCUAUGCUUUCCCGUGUUCGGGGCUUGCCUUCGCUGAAAGAUGUGGCCCACAGGGAGUAUGGGUCCGCUUUGAGGUUGCUAAAUACCGCCCUAGCCGAUAUUGAUCAAGCGAAGACGAAUCAGACUCUGGGCACGGUCGUGCUGCUUGCCAUUUAUGAAGUUGUUACGUCAAGGUCUCCGGAAGAUAUUGACAGUUGGACAAAUCAUAUCAAUGGUGCGACGGCCUUGCUUGAUAUACGUGGCACUGACCAGCUCAAGACCGACGCUGGUCUCAAAUUAUUCUUGCACCUGCGAUAUCAGAUCAUCAUCAGUUGUCUACAACGAGAUGCCCGAGUCCCUGAAUCACUAUUUGAAUGUACCAAACUCACCAUGUUUCUCCGCCCAGCAGAAGCGCAUGGCAACCGCCUCGUAAUGAUAAUUGGCAAACUAUCCAACCUACGUGCCGACAUAAGAACCAAAAGAUUCAACAACGAACGAGAGAUCAUCUCAGCAGCCUCAGCCAUCGAAGCCGACCUAAUUGCAUGGCUAGCCUCACUACCCCCAGAGUUCAACUACACAAGCCACACAAAAUCGCCCUUCGACUUUUCAUUCCAGCACCGAUUCGGAGGUCUAUCGCCAUACGAUGGCCACUACCACGUCUAUCCUAACCUCUGGGUCUGCAACUCCUGGAACCAAUACCGCAGCGCACGAAUAGUCGUCAGCGAAAUCAUCCUCUCGCACAUCCGCCAAAUCUCCACAAACUCAUCUAUAUCCUUCCUCUCCGAAGAGUUUCGCCUACAAUGCAAGGCACUCCGCUCAACAAUUAGACGACUGGCGGUGGACAUCUGCCGCGGUGCACCCUUUCACUUCAACGCGCAUGGCGCAGAAAAUUCGCCUAAUAUUCUUCCGCCAGAGAGUUACAUCGGUGGGCUUGUCCUGUUAUGGCCCUUGUUUGUUGCUGGUAUUGUCGAGAAUCCGUGCCAUGGUCUCCGCCGUUGGGUUGUGAAAUGUCUCGAGAUGAUUGGCAAUACGAUGGGACUUGACCAGGCGCUUGCGGUUGCUGAUAUUAUCUCUGCUGAUCCUGGAAUUCUGCAUUCUGUUACUGAAGAGGAAGAUGGGCUUAUUGAGGAGUCGAAUGUGCCGGAUUUGACUAGUCGGCUUCCUGUGCCUCUGUCCAAUAAAGUUAUGGGAGAGGAGGUAUAG
Penicillium antarcticum is the source of this 1524-nucleotide messenger RNA. RefSeq lists its product as uncharacterized. The record is from RefSeq and is a predicted model, not a curated record. Lineage: Eukaryota; Fungi; Ascomycota; Eurotiomycetes; Eurotiales; Aspergillaceae. The transcript has 3 exons. The coding region runs from base 1 to 1524 and encodes 507 amino acids.